AUGGAUCUAAGUUCUUUGUGGGAGAUAUAUGGAUCUAAGUUCUUUGUGGGUGGAUAUGGAUCUAAGUUCUUUGUGGAUGGAUAUGGAUCUAAGUUCUUUGUGGGUGGAUAUGGAUCUAAGUUCUUUGUUGGUGGAUAUGUAUCUAAGUUCUUUGUUGAUGGAUAUGGAUCUAAGUUCUUUGUUGAUGGAUAUGGAUCUAAGUUCUUUGUGGGUGGAUAUGGAUCUAACUUCUUUGUUGGUGGAUAUGUAUCUAAGUUCUUUGUUGAUGGAUAUGGAUCUAAGUUCUUUGUGGGUGGAUAUGGAUCUAAGUUCUUUGAUGGUAGAUAUGGAUGCAAAUUCUUUGGGGGUUGA
This is a messenger RNA of Saccostrea cuccullata (small rock oyster), 351 nucleotides long. RefSeq names its product keratin-associated protein 19-2-like. The record is from RefSeq and is a predicted model, not a curated record. Lineage: Eukaryota; Metazoa; Mollusca; Bivalvia; Ostreida; Ostreidae. Bases 1 to 351 code for a protein of 116 amino acids. The transcript has a single exon.